Messenger RNA from Pecten maximus, 3350 nucleotides. RefSeq names its product hydroxyproline dehydrogenase-like. NCBI's taxonomy places the organism in Eukaryota, Metazoa, Mollusca, Bivalvia, Pectinida, Pectinidae. Bases 38 to 1486 code for a protein of 482 amino acids. Gene Ontology annotation, cellular component: mitochondrion. Gene Ontology annotation, molecular function: FAD binding; proline dehydrogenase activity. The record is from RefSeq and is a predicted model, not a curated record. The transcript is spliced from 9 exons.
ACUAGAACAGGACAUCUUCGCAAGUGUCACUGACAAUAUGGCGCAUGCUUUAAAUAGUCGCUGUUCAAGAGUAAUAGCUGUUUACGUGAACUUUUCGGGAAAUAUUGGAACAAAUUACGCUUUACAUACAUCUGUUGAACGUCGAUCCGACUUGUCCACAGGAGAAGGUAAGAAAACCGUGACAAGUUAUGUGGAUGGCUUGUCUAAAGAUCUUCAAUUCGAUGAUUAUCAGAAGGCGUUCCAGUCAAAGUCACGUUGGGAGUUGGCCCGCUCCAUCGCCAUUAUCAAGAUGUGUACCAACAAUAAGCUAGUGGAUAACAGCCUCAUGUUGAUGAACACUGGCCGGAAGGUUCUUGGCGACAAAUUAUUUGAUCGUUUGGCGAAACCUACGGUCUAUGGUCAGUUUGUGGGCGGAGACACUCCAGAAUCUCUACUUCAGACAGUGGUCAGGAUGAGAGAGAUGGGAGUCGGACCUUUAGUGGCCGUCGCCAUGGAGGAAGACACGACAGAUGAUAACAGGGAAGCUGAUCAGAAGUAUGACCGGAACUUGGCAACCACUUUACAAUGCCUGGAAGUUGUUUCCGGCCUUAAAGAUCCCCACCCCAUGAUGCAAACAAAGUUGACGGCCAUGUUUCCGGCAAAACUUUGUGAGACAAUAUCACAACAUGUUCCAUAUCCUUCCCGAACCGGACACGUGGUGACGAUUGUAGCUAAUGGCAUUAAAAGCGGAGAACAGAUCAAUUUCGACUUCUUGUCUGAGGAGGAAACAGCCGAACUGAACAGGGGCUUGUCAAGGAUAAAACAAUUCUGUGAGGCUGCUGUGUCAAAUGGAGUAAUUGUUAUGGUAGACGCUGAAUACACAUACCUUAAUCCAGCUUUAAACCUCCUCACAUUGGCCAUGAUGUUGGUCUGUAACGGACAAAAGACGCUGGUGUUUUACACAUACCAAAAUUACCUCAAGGGGAUGACCGAAUACCUAAAGAAAGACAUGUCCUUUAUCCAUGACCAUGGUGUUGGAUUCGGCACCAAACUCGUCCGAGGAGCUUACAUAGAUAAGGAGAGACUACUGGCACAAACUAAAGGUUAUCCGGAUCCUACUAAUCCAUCUUAUCGGGACACAUCGGACACGUACCAUAACUCUAUGAAUACGAUGCUGGAAGGUAUCGCCCGGAACCCUGAUAAAUGUUCUGCAAUCAUUGCCAGUCAUAAUGAAGAUACUGUUGCUAAAGCAGUCAAGAGAAUUGUGGAAUUGAAGAUAGACCCAAAAUGUGGAUCUAUAUUCUUCGGCCAAUCGUAUGGGAUGAGUGAUCACGUGACAAACACUCUUAGUGAGAUGAAGAUGCCAGUUUAUAAGUCAAUUCCGUACGGAUCUGUCGAGGAUACUCUCGCCUAUUUGUCACGGAGAGCCAUGGAGAACCGAUCUGUACUGAAGAGGGCACAAAGGGAGAAAACUCUCAUGUGGAAGGCCUUGAAGUCGCGCCGAUAAAGUGUUAUGAAUUCGACAUCGUGUUUUGCCCUAUGAAACUGUUUGAAAAUCAAAUGUUAACUUCACGGUUGUCUAUUUGCGUUACAGUAUGUAGUUUGUUUCGAUCAGAGACAUAUUUACACAGUAUUCCACGUCUUUCCGGAGGCCUGUAAAACUUCCACUGUCUACCAGCUGCCUCUAAUUGGAAUCAUUGUAUCAAUUUAAGACUAACAGACAUUUUGCAAUAUACUGUAUAGUUUUACAUUUGUAACUAAACGUAACCUUAAUAGUGUAUAUCGUACAAUCACUGCGCUAGUUCGUAUAUACGUAUAAAGUAUUUGACACUCAAUGGUAAUGGGAUAUGCGUCAUAUAUAGAUACCAAAGGGUUAGGAUAAAAACAUUGAUUUGACACCGUUCUUGUUAUUUUAAAGAUAUCACUUGCUUUACUAAACCAAAAAGUAUUAUUUGAUUUUAUUUGAAACCAAAUGUCGAUUUCUGGAAUAGCGAAUCACGGGAUUGAUAAUGAAACCAACAAUGUGUCAGAUUUUCUCGAGAUCCUGAGUACUACCUAUUAGACUUAUACAUGUACAUGUAUAACCUUUACUGACAAGCAUUUGUCGAAAAUGUAUGUGAUUUCAUUUUGAGUAAUUUCAUUUUCAAAGUCGGUAUCGAUCACGGGAAUCGGACCAUUAUCUUGUCUGGUCCUUAUUUAUCAGCACGUCGGGUGAUGGUCCUUAUUUAUCAUGUCGGGCGAUGGUCCUUAUUUAUCAUGUCGGGCGAUGGUCCUUAUUUAUCAGCACGUCGGGUGAUGGUCCUUAUUUAUCAUGUCGGGCGAUGGUCCUUAUUUAUCAUGUCGGGCGAUGGUCCUUAUUUAUCAGCACGUCGGGCGAUGGUCCUUAUUUAUCAGCACGUCGUCGGCGAUGGUCCUUAUUUAUCAGCACGUCGUCGGCGAUGGUCCUUAUUUAUCAGCACGUCGUCGGGCGAUGGUCCUUAUUUAUCAGCACGUCGUCGGGCGAUGGUCCUUAUUUAUCAGCACGUCGUUGGGCGAUGGUCCUUAUUUAUCAGCACAUCGUCGGCGAUGGUCCUUAUUUAUCAGCACGUCGUUGGGCGAUGGUUCUUAUUUAUCAGCACGUCGUCGGGCGAUGGUCCUUAUUUAUCAGCACGUCGGGCGAUGGUCCUUAUUUAUCAGCACGUCGUCGGGCGAUGGUCCUUAUUUAUCAGCACGUCGGGUGAUGGUCCUUAUUUAUCAGCACGUCGUCGGGCGAUGGUCCUUAUUUAUCAGCACGUUGUCGGGCGAUGCCUUGCCACUAUAUAAAGUACUCGCCAUACGUCGUCGGUGUAUCUUUGGUUCAGUCAUGCAUUAAGUCUCUCAAGGAUGAUUUAAGCAAUGACGCGGUUAACUUAUGAUGUUUGUUAUAAGAAUUAAGCGGCAAUGUCUUCCUAAAACACGAUAACGCAGUAAUUUCAAGAAAGAUGUAAUCAGCAAGAUGUGCAUGUCUAUACCAUUUUCUGGUAAUACAAUCCGUGUAUUUUGCAUCCAGAAAAUGGUAAGGAUUAGGAUCAAGAAAUUAAAACUUCUGUUUUUAUUUUAAACUGCUUAUGAGUUUCAGGAUUGUCGGCUUCGUGGAUUCAAUCCACUCAGAAUUGAUUGAUAACUUCUGUUAACUGUAUACUUAUGAAGUGUUUCGUAAGUCUCCAUAGGUUUGGUGUCAAUCUUACUAAAUGUUGUUCAUUAAGAAAUAUGCUUAUAUUAUGUAUUUCAUGCCAGAUUUAUUUGUGACACUUUUGAUAAAAUAUAUCAGAUUAUAUUACAUUGUAUUGGAUGUCUUGUAUUGUAUCGUAUUGUAUUGAACGGACAUGAUUUAAUAAAUUAACAAUUCUUAA